AUGCGUUUGCAAGGCAAGGUUGCCCUGAUCAGUGGUGGAGCAAGAGGGAUAGGGGCCGUCGAGGCCCACCUGUUCGCCCGCGAGGGGGCCAAGGUGGUUAUCGGGGACGUACUGGAGGAAGAGGGCCGAAAGACCGAGGCAGCGGUGAACGAGGCGGGUGGUGAGUGCAUCUUCGUGCGGCUCGACGUGACCAGCGAGGAUGACUGGGCGGCCGCCGUUGCCACCACAGUGUCCCGCUUCGGCAAGCUGGACGUGCUGGUCAACAACGCUGGUAUCUCGAUCACCGGCGGCAUUGAGGACCUGACGGUUGAGGACUGGGAGCGCACUUUCGACAUCAACGCCAAGGGAGUGUUCCUGGGAACCAAAGCCGCCAUACCCGAGAUGCGAAACGCGGGAAGCGGGAGCAUCAUCAACAUCUCGUCGGGGGCCGGUAUUGCGCCCGCGCCCGGCACCUCCGGAGCAUAUGCGGCCAGCAAGGGCGCGGUGCGGAUUUUCACCAAAUCAACGGCUAUCCAAUACGCCAGGGAGAACAUCCGCUGCAACUCAGUGCAUCCCGGACCAGUUGAAACGCCGAUGCUGCGAUCCGCCCGCGGCUCCGAUACCCAGCUUGAUGAAGCUGUCGAUCGGGUGCCGCUGGGACGGAUAGGAAGGCCGGAAGAAAUCGCCUACGGAGUGCUCUACCUGGCUACCGACGAAUCGUCUUUCGUGACUGGCUCAGAGUUGGUGAUAGACGGCGGAAGGACUGCCCAGUAA
This is a messenger RNA of Geodia barretti, 753 nucleotides long. Lineage: Eukaryota; Metazoa; Porifera; Demospongiae; Tetractinellida; Geodiidae. The record is from the annotation of a GenBank genome assembly.